CCUUGGAUAUUAUUUUCAAAUCAGAAGAAAUGGCAUUCCGGGCAAUUUUUGUGUUGGUUGGAGUUUUUAUUUAUUCUAUUUGUGUCCAAGGAUCUUCCCAGCCCCAAGCAAGAGUUUAUUUAACGUUUGAUGAACUUCGAGAAACCAAGACCUCUGAGUACUUCAGCCUGUCCCACCACCAGUUGGACUACAGGAUAUUGCUUAUGGAUGAAGAUCAAGACCGGAUAUAUGUGGGGAGCAAAGACCACAUCCUAUCCUUGAAUAUCAAUAAUAUCAGUCAAGAACCAUUGAGUGUUUUCUGGCCAGCAUCAACAAGCAAAGUUGAAGAGUGCAAAAUGGCUGGCAAAGAUCCUACACAUGGAUGUGGGAAUUUCGUCCGGGUUAUUCAGACAUUCAACCGUACUCACCUGUAUGUCUGUGGGAGUGGAGCUUUCAGCCCAGUGUGCACUUACCUGAACCGGGGACGGAGGUCAGAGGACCAAGUCUUCAUGAUUGACUCGAAGUGUGAAUCUGGAAAAGGACGAUGCUCUUUCAAUCCGAAUGUGAACACUGUGUCUGUCAUGAUCAAUGAGGAACUCUUCUCAGGAAUGUACAUAGAUUUCAUGGGAACAGAUGCUGCUAUUUUUCGAAGUUUAACUAAAAGGAACGCAGUCCGAACUGAUCAACACAAUUCGAAAUGGCUGAGUGAACCUAUGUUUGUGGAUGCACAUGUGAUCCCAGAUGGCACUGACCCAAAUGAUGCUAAAGUGUAUUUUUUCUUCAAAGAAAAACUGACUGACAACAAUAGGAGCACAAAACAGAUUCAUUCCAUGAUUGCAAGAAUAUGUCCUAAUGACACUGGUGGACAACGUAGUCUUGUCAACAAGUGGACCACAUUCUUAAAGGCGAGACUUGUGUGCUCAGUCACAGAUGAAGAUGGCCCUGAGACACAUUUUGAUGAAUUAGAGGAUGUGUUUCUGCUGGAGACUGACAACCCAAGGACAACGCUCGUAUAUGGCAUCUUUACCACAUCAAGCUCUGUUUUUAAAGGAUCGGCAGUGUGCGUAUAUCAUCUGUCUGAUAUACAGACUGUAUUCAAUGGGCCUUUUGCUCACAAAGAAGGGCCCAAUCACCAGCUGAUAUCCUACCAAGGCAGAAUUCCGUAUCCUCGCCCUGGAACUUGCCCAGGAGGGGCAUUUACACCCAAUAUGAGAACCACCAAGGACUUUCCAGAUGAUGUUGUCACUUUUAUUCGGAACCAUCCUCUCAUGUAUAAUUCCAUUUACCCCAUCCAUAGACGGCCUCUGAUUGUCCGCAUAGGCACUGACUACAAGUACACAAAGAUAGCUGUGGACCGUGUGAAUGCUGCCGAUGGACGAUACCAUGUUCUGUUUCUGGGGACAGAUCGGGGCACCGUGCAGAAGGUCGUUGUCCUUCCCACCAACAGCUCUGCCAGCGGGGAGCUCAUUCUGGAGGAGCUGGAAGUCUUUAAGAAUCAUGUUCCCAUAACAACAAUGAAAAUCUCAUCCAAAAAGCAACAGUUGUACGUGAGCUCCAAUGAAGGCCUCUCCCAAGUGUCCCUGCACCGCUGCCACAUUUACGGCACAGCCUGUGCAGACUGCUGCCUGGCAAGGGACCCAUACUGUGCCUGGGACGGCCACUCCUGCUCCAGGUUCUACCCGACUGGGAAGCGAAGGAGCCGAAGACAGGAUGUAAGGCACGGGAAUCCACUGACUCAGUGCCGCGGUUUCAAUCUCAAAGCAUACAGAAAUGCAGCUGAAAUCGUUCAGUAUGGAGUGAGAAAUAACAGCACUUUCCUUGAGUGUGUUCCCAAGUCCCCACAGGCAUCUAUCAAGUGGCUGCUACAGAAAGACAAAGACAGGAGGAAAGAGGUUAAGCUGAAUGAGCGCAUUUUAGCCACUUCCCAAGGACUGCUGAUUCGCUCUGUUCAAGAUUCUGACCAAGGCCUGUACCACUGCAUUGCCACUGAGAACAGCUUCAAGCAGACCAUAGCCAAGAUUAACUUCAAAGUUCUGGAUUCAGAAAUGGUGGCCGUUGUGACAGACAAGUGGUCCCCAUGGACAUGGGCUGGCUCUGUGAGGGCUCUCCCCUUCCAUCCAAAGGACAUCCUGGGGGCAUUCAGCCACUCUGAAAUGCAGCUCAUCAACCAGUACUGCAAGGACACCCGGCAGCAGCAGCAGCUAGGAGAAGAACCCCAGAAAAUGAGAGGGGACUAUGGCAAGCUGAAGGCUCUCAUCAACAGCAGGAAAAGCAGGAACAGGAGGAAUCAACUGCCAGAGUCAUAAACUGUUCGUCCAUAGGGCUUUGCUUCCAGGAACAAAUGCUCUGUCUUCACCGGUCAACUACUGCGCAAAGACUUGUGCUUUACCCAUGAGAAAUCCCUGACAAAGGCCGGAGACUCACUCUAAAGUGUGUUCUCUGUGAACUGAAAUGAGCAUGCAUCUUCUUGUAUGAUACAGACUAGCACUAGACAUGUCAUGGUCCUCAUGGUGCAUAGAAAUAUUUAACUUAUCCCAGAUUUUAUUUAUAACUUUAUGUGUCUUCUCUUCAACAGCAGUGCAGCCACAGAAGCAGAACUGUUACACCCUCGGUUGAGCGAGGGCCAUAAAUUACCCUGUGCUGUUCCUGCUCUCGGGGUUUAGCUUUCUAAUUGUCAGUGGUUUUUUUCAUACAUGAAAACGAAUUCCAAUUUACAAUUUUCACAUAGUAAAUGUCAUAUAAAUGCAUGUGACAGAAUAGCCAUCCAAAGUCUUGUAGGUUAGGCAAAUGACAGGAAAGAGAGCAUCCAGAUGUUAUGUAAGAGCAAGAAUGCCUCAUAAAGAGAGUGUGAUGAGUUCAUAUGCUUCCAGUGAGUUAUAUUCUUGCUUUUUUUCUUUGUUUAAAAUUGUAAGAUGUGUCAGUGGCUGAUAUCUGCCAUCAUUCUUCCUUUUCUUGUUUCAGAAAGAAAAAUGAGUACCCUGUCCCAUCCAGGCCUUUGGUGGGACAUGUAUCAGCAAGGCACUGGCAUUUCUCCUGUUACAUUAUCAUCUUCCAAGCAAAAGCACUUUGUUUUGGGGAAGUUAUUUAAGUUAUUAUAGACUUACAUGUACUCUUGCAUUAUUUAAUUGAUUUACUGUUUUGAUUUUAAUUCCAUAAUCUACCUGGCAAAUUAAACAAAACAAGGAUGACGUGUUCCUAGGACAUCCAACUUUGCCAUGGAGAGUAAAGCUAUCAAAAAAGGAAUGUAAGAUCAAGGUAUAAAAUGUGCCAUGUGAAGGAAAGUGUAACACGUAGCUGGUUUUCAACUUUAGUAAUCAACUUCUAUGAUUAAAUCCUACAUUUGAGGAACCAGUUUUACAUAUCACACUGAUUUUUCAAGCAAGAUAUCAUGGUUCUGUAAUCAUAUGUGUGUUAUGGAGAGGUUGUUAUUAUGUCAAGAAAGACAGUUUCAACCCAGUAUGAACAAAACAGACUUGUUAUAAAUAAUACCUAUUUUUGCCUACACGUUUUUCCAUUUGAUAAUACUUCCUUAAGAAUGUUGAGACAUAUGUUAAGGGAUCUGUGUAACCAUGAAAAUUUUAAUAUUAAUUAUUAUCUUCUAAUUAUACGUUUGGAUUUUUAUGAGAAAAGUAUAAAACUAAAUUAAUUUCUUCAAUUUAAAAAUUAAGUG
This is a messenger RNA of Acomys russatus (golden spiny mouse), 3649 nucleotides long. It is a transcript of the gene Sema3c, whose product is annotated as semaphorin 3C. Gene Ontology annotation, biological process: negative regulation of axon extension involved in axon guidance; positive regulation of cell migration; axon guidance. The record is from RefSeq and is a predicted model, not a curated record. The coding region runs from base 30 to 2285 and encodes 751 amino acids. NCBI's taxonomy places the organism in Eukaryota, Metazoa, Chordata, Mammalia, Rodentia, Muridae. Gene Ontology annotation, molecular function: semaphorin receptor binding; chemorepellent activity. The transcript is spliced from 17 exons.